Messenger RNA from Fusarium verticillioides 7600, 995 nucleotides. RefSeq lists its product as hypothetical. Gene Ontology annotation, biological process: response to oxidative stress; protein repair. Bases 118 to 726 code for a protein of 202 amino acids. The record is from RefSeq and is a predicted model, not a curated record. Gene Ontology annotation, molecular function: peptide-methionine (R)-S-oxide reductase activity. The transcript has 2 exons. NCBI's taxonomy places the organism in Eukaryota, Fungi, Ascomycota, Sordariomycetes, Hypocreales, Nectriaceae.
CAUGAUUUGUCAACUGGUUGCCACUAAGAUCCGGGGCUUAUAACGUCUCUCUUGAAAGUCAUGAAUGAUAACUCGUCUUCAGUCAAAUUUAAAUAACUGCAUACAACUCCCUUCUCAAUGCGCUUCUCUCCAUUGCUAUCAACACUCUUCUACACUUUCUCAAAUAUCACCCGCGUGAGACCUCCUCUGCCUUCAUACCUAGCCUUUCGACCUAUUCCCCUUCGAUCUAUGUCUGGUAUUCCUUUGCUGGGCGCUUUAUUUGGCACUUCAUCUAAGAACUCUUCGAAUAUGUCUUACCCUGAUCAACGUUCAAACGACGAGUGGCGAGCUGUCCUCAACAAGGAACAAUUCCGUAUCCUGCGUGAGAAGGGUACCGAGCCUCCAGGUUCUGGAAAGUUUGACAAACACUAUCCUGAGCAGGGUGUUUAUACCUGCGCUGGUUGUGAUGCACCACUUUAUAAGGCGAGCCACAAGUUCAGCUCUGGCUGUGGUUGGCCAGCCUACUUUGACAGCAUCCCUGGUGCCGUUGUCCGUCACGAAGAUCGCGCUUUCGGUAUGGCACGGACAGAGAUUGUAUGUGCCAACUGCGGCGGUCACCUAGGACAUGUGUUCAAGGGCGAGGGCUUUGACACGCCUACUGAUGAGCGUCACUGUGUGAACAGCGUCAGUCUAAGCUUUUCACCUGACGAUAAGACUGUCAAGGAUAAGCCUGAAAGCAAGGCUUGACUUAAAGGAGACGGCAUGAGGAGAGACGAAUGAUGAGAUUACGAGCGGGUUUGGUAUGAAUGAGGAGCAUACGGCGCAGAGUGUGAUGUGGCGUGGUACAUGACUGAAAUUGAAACAUGAAAGUAUUGAGCAACGAAGGGAUUCUACAGUGACUGGUCUUAGAGUUCUCCUUUAAGUGACUGCAUGAGGUUGGCCAUUACACAUCCCAACCCUCCUAAGAUUCAUCAAAUCGUUUUAAUCAAAUCUCUCGGGAAAGUAUAACCAUUCUC